Patella vulgata (common limpet) is the source of this 1470-nucleotide messenger RNA. RefSeq names its product T-complex protein 1 subunit gamma. Lineage: Eukaryota; Metazoa; Mollusca; Gastropoda; Patellidae. Gene Ontology annotation, biological process: protein folding. Gene Ontology annotation, molecular function: ATP binding; ATP-dependent protein folding chaperone; ATP hydrolysis activity. Bases 67 to 1470 code for a protein of 467 amino acids. The record is from RefSeq and is a predicted model, not a curated record. The transcript has 15 exons. Gene Ontology annotation, cellular component: chaperonin-containing T-complex.
AUUCGGCAUCCACCAGGCGACACCACUGAACAGCGCAAGCUCAUUCCUCUUGACUGAUCAAACAGCAUGGCUCAGAUUAUUGUAUUGAACCAGAACACGAAAAGAGAGUCAGGACGAAAAGUCCAACUCGGAAAUAUCGGAGCAGGAAAGGCUAUAGCUGAUGUGAUUCGAACAUGUCUGGGACCAAGAGCUAUGUUAAAGAUGUUGAUGGAUCCAAUGGGUGGUAUUGUUAUGACAAAUGAUGGAAAUGCCAUACUUAGAGAGAUAAACGUUCAACAUCCAGCAGCUAAAUCUAUGAUAGAAGUUGCUAGAACACAAGAUGAAGAAACGGGAGAUGGUACUAAAUCAGUCAUUAUACUUGCUGGAGAAGUUCUAUCUGUAGCAGAACAAUUUUUAGAACAACAAAUGCACCCUACUGUUAUUAUAUCGGCCUAUAGACAAGCAUUAGAAGAUAUGUUGGACCUAGUCCGUGAUAAAGUCAGUGUCCCUGUUGAUGUUACAAAAAGAGAAGAAAUGUUAAAAAUUAUUAAAAGUUGUUUAGGUACAAAGCUUAUUAGUAAAUGGAUGGAUUUAGCCUGUAAAAUUGCCCUGGAUGCCACAUCUACUGUUGCUGUUGAGGAAAAUGGUCGUAAAGAGAUAGACAUCAAACGAUAUGCUAAAGUUGAAAAGAUUCCAGGAGGGUUUUUGGAAGAUUCUGAGGUGUUACGGGGCGUUAUGUUGAACAAGGAUGUGACACAUCCUAAAAUGAGAAGGAGAAUAGAAAAUCCAAGAAUUAUUUUAUUAGACUGUUCUUUAGAAUAUAAAAAAGGAGAAAGUCAGACAAAUAUAGAAAUAUCCAAAGAAGAAGAUUUUUCGAAAAUCUUGAAAUUGGAAGAAGAAUAUAUUGAGAAGAUCUGUAAUGAAGUUAUACAAUUUAAACCAGAUUUAGUUUUUACAGAGAAAGGCGUGUCUGAUCUAGCUCAGCAUUAUUUUGUUAAAGCUGGUAUCAGUGUUAUUCGACGUGUUAGAAAAUCAGACAAUAACAGAAUUGCCAGAGCUGUUGGUGCAACUGUAGCUAAUAGAACAGACGAAUUACGUGAUGAAGAUGUAGGAUUGGGUUGUGGUUUAUAUGAAAUCAGAAAAAUAGGUGAUGAAUAUUUCACAUUUUUGGUUGAAUGUAAAAAUCCAAAGGCUUGUACUAUUUUACUGCGAGGAGCUAGUAAAGAUGUUUUAAUGGAAGUAGAAAGAAAUCUACAAGAUGCUAUGAAUGUAGCUAGAAAUGUAAUGGUGGAACCAAGAUUAGCACCGGGUGGCGGGGCAACAGAAAUGGCCUUAGCUCAGGCAUUAAAUGAAAAGGCUAAGAGUAUCACUGGAAUUCAUCAGUGGCCAUACAGAGCUGUAGCUAGAGCCCUUGAAGUGAUACCAAGAACUUUAAUUCAAAACUGUGGGGCUAGUACAAUUAGAACAUUAACAGCUUUAAGAGUAAGCUAA